CGUCCCACCACUUACAAGUUACAACUCACAUUGAUUUCUACCAACAUCUCGCAGCUGGAAUUCCCCCAGCGCCGACGCCCAUCUCUUCCAUCUCGAUGGAAAAAACUCUCUUCUCUCCACGCGUCGAGGUUUGAUCAACCCCUCCGACUUCGGUCCCCGACCCCCCCGGACGAGCGACGCCACCACUGACCCUGGCGACCAUGGCACCACAUCCCCACGCCCACUUCCUAUCGCGGGUCCUGCCCUUCAGCCCGACGGCCACCCCGCUACACGCCAUCACCUACCUGUUGGGAAUCGCGCUUUUUAGCAUCUCUUUCCUUGUUUUCCUAAACUCGGCUGUGUCUUUUGUCAUCACCGACUUGCUGGGCGUUAAGACGGGCGUCGGCGAUGUUGUCGGAACUCUCGGCUUCGUCGACGAGCUCGUCGCGCUCGUCGCCUGUCCCGCCUGGGGCCUCGUCAGUGAUCGCCUGGGCGUGCGCUGGGUCGCCGUCCUCGGUUAUGCUAUCAUCGCCUUUAGCCUCUUUGUCUUCGUCCAGGCCCGCGACGUCUACCCCAGCCUCGUCCUGGCCCGGAUUGCCUUCGCCAUCGGCGCCACCGCCGCCGCCACCAUGGUCACCGCCAUACUUCCCGUGCUCACUGACGACGGGCCCUCGCCGGGGGCAUCUGCCCCGAGCGACGAGGAGGAGGCCGAGGAUAGCCCCGGCGGCAGCGAAGGUUCGAGCCGGAAGCCCUCCACCAAUGACCAGAGGGACAGCGUGGCCAUAAGCCUCGAGAGUGACGCCACGAUUACCCCAGAGAGCUUCACGAGGGAACUAUCCCGCAACCAGGGAGGCCCGUCGGGUAGCGCUGAUUCCGAAGGCGCUGACACGGGCGCCGAUGCCGAAGCCAAAAGCAGGCGGCCAUCAGCGCUGGCGGGUUACGUGGGUCUGUUCACUGGUUGCGGAGCCCUCCUCGCUCUUGCGCUCUUUUUACCACUACCGGCGCAUUUCUCCAGCGAAGAGGGCGUCACGCCGGCGCAGGCCAUUACGUAUAGCUUCUACGUCGUGAGUGUCGUCGCGCUCUUCGUCGCCGUCUUCGUAUUCUUCGGUCUGCGCGGCCUAAGGGGCGAAGAAGGGAAGGGGUGGCGCAUGCUCCUCGGUCUUCGCAGGUCGCAGAACGAGGGGCUACGACCCACAACGGCGGGCAGACCGCUUCCGUACCGGCGUCUGCUGCUCUCCUCGCUACGCCUCGGCUUCACGGACCCGAACAUCGCGCUCGGGUACCUCGGCGGCUUCGUGGCACGCGCGAGCACCGUGGCCAUCUCGCUGUUCGUACCGCUCUACGUCAACGCCUUCUUUAUCGAUAACGGCUUUUGCCGCGGCUCGCCCAACGACCCCUCUCCCGAACUCAAGAAGGAGUGUCGCGCCGCGUACGUGCUCGCGUCGAUCCUGACCGGGGUCGCGCAGCUAGCGGCCCUGCUGUGCGCGCCGCUCUUCGGGUACGCUAGCGGCCGGCUAGUCCUGUGGCGGCGGCAGAGCUCGAAAGAAGGCGGCGGCAGCGUCGGCGUCGACUUACCCCUCGUGCUCGCCGCCCUCCUAGGCGUCGUCGGGUACCUCGCGUUCCCCCGGCUCCGCAGCCCCGAGUACAAGGACGCGGACGGGCGCGGCGGCGGGCCCGCCGUCUUUCUCAUCGCCGUGCUCAUCGGUAUCAGCCAGAUCGGCGCCAUCGUGUGCAGCCUCGGGUCCCUGGGGCGCGGCGUCCUGAACGCGGACGCGCCCGUCGUCCGGGCCGCCGACAACGGAGACGCGGGGGCGGAGGAGGACAAUAUAGAAACAGAUGCCCUCAUGGGAGGAGAGCAGCAGCAGCAGCAGCAGCAGCAAGGUAGCGGCGCUGACGGGACGCAGGUAGCGAAGUCGCGCGUGCAGCUCAAGGGCUCGAUCGCCGGCGUGUACUCGUGGUGCGGCGGCGCGGCCAUCCUGCUGCUUACCAAGCUCGGCGGCUACCUGUUCGACGUGGCGGCACCCGGUGCGCCGUUCUACCUGAUGGCCGGGUUUAACGCGGCGCUGCUCGUCGCCGCGCUGGGCAUCGGGCUCGGGCCCGGGUCCAGACUGAGGAGCUGAGGAACGAGGAAAGGAGAAAAAGAGGACGGUGGGAAGGCGGGCGGGUUGAAAAUUCGUUCCUUGCGUGUCUGCGGUCUUUGGGUAUGAAUUGAUAUAUACGUUUUUGCUAUACGCACUAGGUCAAAAACAUAGGUAACCUCCCUGAAGGCAAGGGAAAGGAGGGUGCUAAGAAAGUAUAGGUAAUUGGUAAUCAACACUAGGUGUUUUUUUUUAUAUAGUUAUCCUUAUACGCAGCACGUGUAUCGCAUUCAUUCUCGUGGGCUUCACCUGUGACGCCU
Messenger RNA from Durotheca rogersii, 2377 nucleotides. RefSeq lists its product as uncharacterized. The transcript is spliced from 2 exons. NCBI's taxonomy places the organism in Eukaryota, Fungi, Ascomycota, Sordariomycetes, Xylariales, Xylariaceae. The record is from RefSeq and is a predicted model, not a curated record. The coding region runs from base 201 to 2099 and encodes 632 amino acids.